AUGCGUUUCACAAUUCUAUGUGGGUACUGUAUUGAUACAGUGAUCCUGAUUCCUGUUCCUGGAAUUUAUUGUAUUGGUUGGCUGAAAAAUGCAUCGGAUGUCAUGAAAGUUAUGUAUGUGGCAAUUUUCUACUUCCUAUUUGGUCUACAAGGUGAACUUCUUGCAAUUUUAUUGUUUUUGAAAAUUGGAUCCGUUGCCAGACCAAAUUCAGUUUUCAAAUUACCCGCCUUUUUCAAACUCAUCUUCAUUUUAUUAUUCAUUUCCAUAAAUCACGGUUUCCAUUGGAUAGUGUUCUAUUUCACCUAUACAACUCGGGCAGAGCUCGAGAUAUUUAUUCAUGACCAUUUUCCAUAUCACGAAUUUCUCCUUCGUUAUCAAUUUUUGUGGAUGGCAACUUCUAAUAAGUUGUAUAUCAGCUUAUCAGCUCUAAAUUUGUGUUCAACUGGACUUAUUAUAGUGAUGAUCGUAUUGUGUUACAUUUUGGUUUUGUAUGAGUUGGAAAUGACCAAAAGUUAUCUUAGCAAGAAUCGUUAUCAAGAGCAUAAAAGAUAUAGUGAUGAAAUUGGAAAUCAUGGAAUAUUGAUUUUUCCAUUUUUCGCAAUCCUCCCAUUAUGCUGGUUUGUUCAAUUCUUUGUAUUAGAACAAACUGAUGUUUCGAUUCCUGUAUCUAUCUGUUUUCUGAUUUUUAUAACAACUCCAAUUCCUGCAAUGCUGUUUUUUCUAUGGAGAAAUCCGUUAUAUCGGAUGAAUUUUCAAAAGAAAUUCUGCAAAUUUCGAAACAACCAUAUUCGCACAAUUCCAGUUGGAGCCCAAACUAUUUGA
Caenorhabditis briggsae is the source of this 822-nucleotide messenger RNA. Bases 1 to 822 code for a protein of 273 amino acids. The transcript has 4 exons. NCBI's taxonomy places the organism in Eukaryota, Metazoa, Nematoda, Chromadorea, Rhabditida, Rhabditidae. The record is from RefSeq and is a predicted model, not a curated record.